AUGGAGCAAGAAUCAGGAUACAGUUAUUUUACUGAGAUUGAACCUUCUGAAUGGUCUCUUAUCGGCUUUUUAGAAUGGAAAUCUAAAACUACUCAUCUUAUAUAUAGAAGCAAGAAGCAUAGUGCGUUCAAAUCUUUUCUCCGGAAUAUUGCAAAAGACAAAAAAACACCAAUGCACAAAGGGCGCAGAUGCUACUCGACAACUGGAAAUGUGAUCGCUGAGUCAUCUAAUGUUGAGUCGCUGAGCUUGUUACAGUCUGUCAACCAUACCUGUAAUAUUCAGUUUUAUUGCGUGAUCACUGAGUCAUCUAAUGUUGAGUCGCUGAGCUUGUUACAGUCCGUCAGCAGUAACCGUGAUGUGUUUUGUAUUAUUGAUAAUCUCGAAAAGAGUAAACAAAGUGCGGAAGAGGAUAAUGUCAAAUAUAAAUCACAAGAUCCCAUUGUAUCUGCAAUCAGUGCAGUUUUAGAUUCUUCAUCAUCUGAAAAUGAUUAUACUAUGGACUCAGAUUAUUUUUCACCUGAAGAUGAUGACAUUACAGAUUCAGUUUCUAUAAAAUCUUCUCAAAAUUCAUUAGUAAAGCUAAGGAAAGUCCUAGUAGAAAAGAAACCUUAG
This is a messenger RNA of Funneliformis caledonium, 612 nucleotides long. Lineage: Eukaryota; Fungi; Glomeromycota; Glomeromycetes; Glomerales; Glomeraceae. The record is from the annotation of a GenBank genome assembly.